AUGUUGGAAAUCUCCAGCGUCGCUCUCUCGCCGCCUCGGCGGGAGGCGUGGAUAUAUUUAGAAGCGCUCGCGCCCCGACGCGUGCGCCAAGGCGGCGCAUGCGUGCAGUUCCACCUUAAGAAAAAGUAUAAAAGUCCACAUCACAAUAGCACGCGCGCCGUAACAGAUACAAUUGCUUGCAUAAAUCACACGCACACACGCAUCGCCGGCGGCCAUCUUGGGUGCGCUUGGGCAGCCGCCGCGGCGAGCGGCACGUGCGAGCUAUUUUGGGCGGCGCCCGCCCUGCUCCCCUCCACCCCUCCCCACACGGCCACCGCGUCCCUCAGCGCGGUGUACGUAGACGCGCUCUUUCGUUUGUUUUAUAACGGGCACAGCGAUAUUUACUAUUCGGACACGUUUUCUUUAGUUUCGUUCGCAACUAAAUCACGCAACGCUGAGCGCUUUCGCUCCAUCGGCGGCGGGAUCUAUUUCAACGCGACUGGCGAAAGUCUAGGCGAAGAUGGCGUAGGAAAACUCCUCAAGGGAUCCCUACGGUCUGUUGUUGGAAAAUCGCAGAAUGAU
Molecule: messenger RNA, 561 nt
Organism: Iphiclides podalirius (scarce swallowtail)
Lineage: Eukaryota; Metazoa; Arthropoda; Insecta; Lepidoptera; Papilionidae
Source: the annotation of a GenBank genome assembly